AUGAAGAGUCCUGAACCAGCUUACCAGGGGGUUGCCAAGGUACCACGCCAAUCCCCCAUAACCAUUCCGCCCCUUUCUGAGAUGGUGCUAUGGCUGCAGGUGAGUGCCGACCAAUCCAAUGUGUUUGUUGAACCUCUGCCUAAUAGUGAUUCAGAGUGGUAUGUGGGACGGACCCUGACGAGGCUCAGCGGUGGCCGGGUCCCAUGCAGAGUAUGUAACCCUAACCCCUACCCAGUGGAGCCACAACGCCAACCCCUGGCUCAAGUAUCUGAAGUGACUCUCUCAGACAUCAAAGGAGAACAGGAACUGGUAUUGGACAGUGUGGCACCGAACAUUAUUGAAGUAGCCAUGAGGCGUUUGAGGACUGACCUGACUGCAGAUGAAGAGUCUCACCCAGUUCUAUCUCUAUAG
Molecule: messenger RNA, 411 nt
Organism: Knipowitschia caucasica
Lineage: Eukaryota; Metazoa; Chordata; Actinopteri; Gobiiformes; Gobiidae
Source: the annotation of a GenBank genome assembly